AUGGCGGCAGCCUCGUUCCGGGUCUGCCUGGAGAGGUGCAGGCUAAUUGUCGUGCGGUUACUCACCGUUGGAGCCGCCUCGCAGACUCCUAGAAGAACGCGAAUCGGUAAACACCCAAUAACAAAUACAAGAAAUGUUCAAGCUGAGUUUGUUGCUCUAAGAUGUGCGAAGGAGCGAUUUCGGAAGGCGAAACAAUGCUGUGAGACGAUAGAUGGGAUACUUACGAUUUGCGACCAGGAUUUGGCACAUGCUUCUACUUUUUUAAAUGAGACUUUAAUCAGUACCAUCACCGCCGAAACCGUUCUGAUUUACACAACAAAGCAAUUUGAGCAUCAUUUUGAAGAGGCGUCAUCAGCAAAACCCCACUUGAUGUCAAUUACUGAUAUUGUAGAGGAGUUAAAAAGCACACACGAAUUUGCUUUGAUCGUUCUUAAUUGUCAUACGCUAACAUCGGUGGUUGAGGUGCUUAAAGAUGCGAAACUGCCAAGCGCAGGAAUACUUGUUGUCGAAGAUAACGAUACAUUUAAAAAUAUUUCCGAAGUUAAAUUAUUGUCGACUCAUCCAGACACAAUCGUCAAAGAUGCUGAUAUUUUACUGGAGCGUUGCGCACUGGCCUUAUUGAAAAUUCUUCACUCAAAAUUGCUAGGGUCUGAAAAAACUUUUUCCGAGCAGAAGAGGAUGUGCUUUCUUGACAUUGACGACCUUAUUACGACGCUCUUUCAAAAUAGCGCCAUUCCACGGACGGACCGGUUGGAAACGAUUAAAUAUCCAGAUAAUAAUAUUGAUGAGGCCAUAGAAGAACUUGUCUGCCUUCCAGCGAUUAUCGGUUGUUUGAAAAAACGUGGCACUCUGCAAAUAUACGUCAGUCAAUCAACAAAUGAAAGCGACCAAGACAAUAUUCGACGCGAGUUAGAGGAUCAUGAUAUCGACAAAUUCAAUUUCGUGUAUGUCAAAUCGAAACAUUUGUUUGCCUCUGGUGAUUCUAUUUUUGGCGGCCGCGGUACGCUUGGGGGCUUUGUAAAGAAACUGGAUUUACCGACUGUCGACAUCCACGCCGAAAGAGCUGAUGCAGGUCGCGACUCUACAGUAGCAGCUCUUAUUUCUCGCCACGUCGUUCAAGAAACAAAUGAGGAAAUGCUCACAGUGGGUACCAACCAGACACCUAUUGGGCGUAUUGGUACGCUGAAUGAAAGCCAUGCCGUUGAUAUUUUGCCAGUGGAUGUCGAUGCCGUCUAUGCAAGUGAAUGUGAUCCACGUUUCCUAACAGAGCUACAUGUACAGAUGUUUUCCAGACUGAAAACAAGUGCAGCCAUUCACGAAUUGAAUGGCAAACCGGUGCACAUAUGGAGCGCAGGGUCUAAACCAGGUUUUGGUUUAAUAGUGGAGCAAGAUUUCAGAACUUCAAAUGGUCUCAGAGUUAUCAUUCGUGAUCGCCGUAGAGGCACACGUUUUGCAAGAGAAGGCGACAGCGGAGCUAUGAUUUGUUACGAUCAUCCCGUUAGUGAAGAAUUGUAUGCCGUCGCCAUGCUGGUCUCAGAUGUUCAGCCUGAACAAGGCGGUGGCGUUCGAUACACGGCUCAAAUAUUGGACGAUGGCCUUCAGAAACUUUCCGUGAUUAAUGAUUGCAAGUUUGUACUUUUUGAGGAUAACGAUGACUAA
Dreissena polymorpha is the source of this 1659-nucleotide messenger RNA. RefSeq lists its product as uncharacterized. The transcript is spliced from 5 exons. NCBI's taxonomy places the organism in Eukaryota, Metazoa, Mollusca, Bivalvia, Myida, Dreissenidae. The record is from RefSeq and is a predicted model, not a curated record. The coding region runs from base 1 to 1659 and encodes 552 amino acids.